AGUAAUCCCACACAUUAGCUAGUAUAAAUAGAUAGAUAGAGUCGUUGGUCUCUUACACCCGUCAUUUGAGUUUCUCAAGCUGGUCUCUGGUCAUAGCAUAGCGAGUGUUGCUAUUUGAACCUCCAUUUCAUUUCUACUUGCACCCCCACUCGCUCCAGCUUGAACAAUGGCGGAAACUUUUCUAUUCACAUCUGAAUCGGUGAACGAGGGUCACCCCGACAAGCUCUGUGACCAGAUCUCCGAUGCGGUGCUCGACGCCUGUCUUGAACAGGAUCCUGACAGCAAGGUUGCCUGUGAGACAUGUACCAAGACUAACAUGGUGAUGGUUUUUGGAGAGAUUACAACUAAGGCUAAUGUGGAUUAUGAGAAGAUUGUUCGUGACACGUGCCGCAACAUUGGAUUUGUAUCCGAUGAUGUUGGUCUUGAUGCUGACAAAUGUAAGGUUUUGGUUAAUAUUGAGCAGCAGAGCCCUGAUAUUGCUCAGGGUGUUCAUGGACAUUUCUCGAAGAGUCCGGAAGAGGUUGGUGCUGGUGAUCAAGGUCAUAUGUUUGGUUAUGCUACUGAUGAGACUCCUGAGCUUAUGCCUUUGAGCCAUGUCCUUGCAACCAAACUUGGUGCUCGUCUUACCGAGGUUAGGAAGAAUGGUACCUGUGCUUGGCUGAGACCAGACGGCAAGACACAAGUAACUGUUGAGUACUACAAUGAGAACGGUGCUAUGGUUCCGGUUCGUGUCCACACUGUCCUCAUUUCCACCCAACACGACGAGACUGUCAGUAACGACCAGAUCGCCGCUGAUCUUAAAGAGCAUGUCAUCAAGCCUGUUAUUGCCGAGAAGUACUUGGACGAGAAGACCAUCUUCCACCUCAACCCUUCCGGCCGCUUUGUCAUUGGAGGUCCUCACGGUGAUGCCGGUCUCACUGGAAGAAAGAUUAUCAUUGAUACCUACGGAGGUUGGGGAGCCCACGGUGGAGGUGCCUUCUCUGGCAAGGACCCAACUAAGGUCGACAGAAGUGGUGCCUAUGUCGUUAGGCAGGCAGCAAAGAGUAUCGUGGCUAACGGUCUUGCUCGCAGAUGCCUUGUUCAAGUUUCAUACGCUAUCGGUGUGCCAGAGCCUUUGUCAGUGUUCGUCGACAGUUACGGAACCGGAAAGAUUCCCGACAAGGAAAUUCUUCAGAUUGUGAAGGAAAGUUUUGACUUCAGACCUGGAAUGAUCACCAUUAACUUGGACCUUAAGAGAGGUGGCAAUAGCAGGUUUCUUAAGACAGCUGCUUAUGGACACUUUGGAAGGGAUGACCCUGAUUUCACUUGGGAAGUUGUGAAGCCACUCAAGUGGGACAAGCCUCAAGCUUAAGAAUUGUGUUGUGGAUUUUAUAUUCUUCCCUUUAUCAAUGUUUGUCUUACUACUAUUAGGUGUGGAUGAAUAAUCUGUGUGUUUAGUUUAAUUGUUGCUACUUCUGUCAUUUUUUCCCUCUUUUUUACUUACAAUUUAAAUUUUGUAAUGGAAUGUUAUUGUUACCUUGUUGGUGCAAUGAAUGUGUUUUAACUUUUACAGAA
Molecule: messenger RNA, 1554 nt
Organism: Vicia villosa (hairy vetch)
Lineage: Eukaryota; Viridiplantae; Streptophyta; Magnoliopsida; Fabales; Fabaceae
Product: S-adenosylmethionine synthase
Exons: 2
Coding region: 167-1351 (394 amino acids)
Biological process (GO): S-adenosylmethionine biosynthetic process
Cellular component (GO): cytosol
Molecular function (GO): methionine adenosyltransferase activity; ATP binding
Source: RefSeq, a predicted model, not a curated record